Spizellomyces punctatus DAOM BR117 is the source of this 1630-nucleotide messenger RNA. RefSeq lists its product as uncharacterized. The transcript is spliced from 5 exons. Gene Ontology annotation, cellular component: nucleus; cytoplasm. Bases 102 to 1427 code for a protein of 441 amino acids. Gene Ontology annotation, molecular function: metal ion binding; poly(A) binding. Lineage: Eukaryota; Fungi; Chytridiomycota; Chytridiomycetes; Spizellomycetales; Spizellomycetaceae. The record is from RefSeq and is a predicted model, not a curated record. Gene Ontology annotation, biological process: regulation of mRNA stability.
CCCCAAGUUUCUUGAUUUGUCUUGCUCCAAUCAGUGUCUCCGCCCGACGUCGUCACCCUGUCCUCAACACCGCUAUCUGAUUGACCUUUUGCCUUUCAAUAAUGGCCGAAUCUAGAGGGGUAGAACGCUUCAAGGUGGACUUUGAGAGCUAUCUCUCAGAGAAUUUCCCAGGCGAGAAUGUUGAGCUCAUGUCUGAAUAUGCUGCAGUACUAGUGCAGGCUGGAAAAAGCAAAGAUGAACUGAAAGCAGACUUUGCAGAAGUCAUGAACAUGCCCGAUGCUGCGACCACAGUGAGCGAAUGGAUAUGCAACUAUACGGCGUCAGCGGCCCCUCCAGUGACACCCCAAGCGGAUGCAACUACUACGCACGAUGAGGAAGACAUGGUCAUCAACUUGGAUGUGCGCUCAGACGAGGAGCUAGAUGAUCAAGAACAACAUCCUCGUCGUGAGACAAGAGGCAAUCCGGCUCACCUACUUGUGAGAGCAGUUCAAGAGGCAGCUGACGACGUACGGGAGACACGUUCUAAUGGACGUAAAAGAGGUCGGGAAUCAUCGAGGGAUACUAGACGACCUUUGGACGAGGACGAAGAGGCGUCGACUGAAGGGCUUCGAGCAAGCAAAUUGUCGAAAAUGGAAAAUGGGCAACAGGAAGGAGACGAGAAUGUGACAUUCACGGUUACAGUAGAUGGAUCUGCCGGCCGUCGACCAGGAAAUCAACUUCGUCCCUUGAGUACACCAAGCGAAACCACACCCACGCGAUGCACUUAUUGGCCACAUUGUAAGAGGGGCUCGAAUUGCGUUUUUUGGCAUCCAACGCAGCCUUGUCGCGCCUUUCCUUCAUGUCCGAAAGGGAACCAAUGUCUGUACGUUCAUCCCACUGAUCAAUAUCCAAUUGCUUGUAAAUUUGGAGUCCAAUGCAUGCGACCAGGAUGUUCGUUCACGCACCCUCCCGGACAUCAUAGCAUGGGACACGCGGGCAAGCCUCUCUGCCGAUUCGAUCCCAACUGCACAAAACCUGGAUGUCCGUUUUUACACAAAAGCUUGCACAAGAACGGAAGCGUUAACGUAUUCAGUAUGGUACCUGGAAAAACGCCUAGUACGGAAGUUACCUCGGGGACGGUGUGUAAAUUUGAACCUUUCUGCCAGCGCCCCAAUUGCGCCUUCCAGCAUCCGUCAAGAUCUACACCAAUACCUGUCUUCAAAUCUAAAAAGUUUGUUGAAACCGUUGAAAAAGACUCGCCUUCCAUGGGGCAGCCAAGUGGAAACAAUGGGCGGUGGAAAAACAAAUCCGUCGUCUUCAACAAGCCGCAUAUCAGUGAACGAAGCUUUGCAUUACCUGAAGACGAUACGGAAAAGAUGGUUAUUGAUGGAGGUAGCGACAAGAAGGAAAACGGCUCAGCUAAUGCCGUCGAGGUUGGCAGUGCUUGACAUGUAGUUAGCUGUUACGAUGAGUGGCAUUAUUUGGGAGGAUGUACAGUUAUUUUUUGGGGAUUGUAAGAGGCUAUAAAAAAUCAUUAUAUUUGGUUCACGGUUGUCGUCGGCAAUGAUAUUGCCGACGAUAUUUUGUUCAUAAUCUAGCUCGUUUCAAUGUUACCUUCCUCAAAGUUAUUCUGAGCCGAGAUUUGACCCGG